AUGAGUCAUUCUCGCUUGGAUCCGCCGCGUGGUGUAUUCACGCUACCGACACCUUGCGACUUGAAUAAUGCGUUCUGGGAGCCUGUAAAGACGAACGACCACUUUGUUUUACAACGAACAAAAGGAUCGAAAAACGCAAUUUUACGAGGUGUUCUUGGUACCAUCCAAAACGUAUUUGACACAAAGCAACCUCCGUUUAGACUGUUAUUUCGUAGCGACGUCAAUACUCUUGCACUACAAAUUGCAGUAUCUCAGACCGAAAAGGGUAUUGAGGAUGCUUGGAGCUGGGCUACGGACAACCUCCAAGUUGGACUCGGUAAGCUGGAUGAUCCUACUGAGAGAGAGAAUUAUGUUGUAACAAAAAUAAAUUCUCUGGUAACAAGACAAGACAAGGGGACUGACGAAGUAUCUGAAGAUGAAAGCGUACGAUCCGCUUCGAGAGCAUUUCGGCAGACGUUUGAUGUAUCUCCAACUGAGAGAUUAGUUAAUUUUUAUUCUUGCGCGUAUUACAAGAGUAUUACCAAUCAGGGUUGGAUGUAUAUUAGCGAAAAUUAUCUGUGCUUUUAUUCGUUUCUAUUGGGAAUUGAGACGAAACUAUUAAUCGAACUGAGAGAUAUCAGAGAUUUAGUGAAAGAGAAAUCUAAACGCGGAAUGAUAUCUGAUUCCAUUAAAGUCAUUACUAAAGACGGACAAGAAUAUUUUUUCACCAAUCUCUUUCACCGCGAUGAGACAUAUGAUUUGUUGGUACAAUUAACAAGCUUGUCUGUACAACGACUGCUCAAAAAUGCAACUCCAGAAUCAACACCCGGAAUGUCGUUAUAUGAAAAUAACUUUGAGCAGUCCACUGACAGCAACAACAAUGACAAAAAUAAAAAAGAUCUUACAAUCAGUAUAAGUAAGGAUAAUACCGAAGAUGAUGUACCAAGAUCACCAAUGCUACCACCUUUGAUUAAAGGGCUAGAAGUGCAGAAGAGAGAUAGUGAAUUCCAAGCAAUUUUUGCUUUACCAGCAUCAGAACAUUUAGUCGAAGAAUGCAACGCAAUAUUCUCAAUGCCGGACAAAAAUGAAUCCCAUUCUGGAAAGAUCAGACUCUCGGAAACGUAUCUUACUUUCAUGUCGAAUGAUGGAGAAUAUAGUCUUGUCUUGCCAUUGUCCACAAUUAGAAGAGUAGAGAAAUUACAAAGUCGAAUUUACGCAUUUGCAUUAUCAGUGUUGACAUGGCAUCAAAUGAAGUUAAUUUUCCAACUCGGUGGAGCAAAAGGACAAAGUGAACAGCUCUGUAAUUCUUUGAAGAUUAACUUGAAGAAACAAGUGCGUUAUAUGAAAGUAUUAAAAUCGUUCUUGAAUACCUGUUAUUCUGAAGCAUUGUUAGUGGAUCCAAACAAAGAUGCCUCAAAUGGCGGGUUGGGGUUGACAUUUGGAUUCCCCCCUGAUGUAAAGAACCGUGAUAAGCGAAAGCUAAAAUUGUGGACGGAUUACUUCAAAGAUAAUGGUAGAAACCUUACACUUAUAAAAUCUACCAAAUUUGCUAAACUGACGCGUUUUGGUUUGCCAAAUAAACUGCGUGGCGAGAUAUGGGAACUGUGUUCUGGCGCGAUGUAUCUGAGAUACACGAAUAACGGAUUAUACGAGAAGUUACAUGAAGACAACGUCGGUAAGGUAUCGCUAUCCACCGAAGAGAUUGAGAAGGAUCUUAACAGGUCACUUCCAGAGUAUCCCGCAUAUCAAACACCAGAAGGCAUAGACACGCUCCGUCGUGUGUUAACUGCAUAUUCUUGGAAAGACCCUGAGCUAGGCUACUGCCAGGCGAUGAAUAUAGUUGCCUCUGCUCUCCUAAUAUACAUGAGCGAAGAACAAACAUUCUGGACUCUUAGUAUCCUCUGUGACAGGAUGCUACCUGGUUAUUAUAGCACUUCGAUGUAUGGCGCUAUACUCGAUCAAAUGAUAUUCGAGCAGUUCGUGGAGAAGACAAUGGCAAUAUUAUACGAACACUUCAAGAAUGCAGACAUACAACUGUCGGUGGCAUGCUUGCCCUGGUUUUUGACAAUUCUAAAGAUCAAUGCUAAAGAACUCCUGGAGGUAACCGAUGAUGGCGCAUUUAUCCACGUGCUUAAAUCUUAUUUCGCGACACUCGAUCAACCUGCAUAUCCAAAAAGUCGAGAAUUACGUGACGUUAACAAAUUUACCGAGUUAAUGACUAUAGCAUAUAGAGAUUUCUCUGCGAUAACCGAUGAGAAAGUUGCUGAACUACGCAAGACAGAACAACUCAAAGUAGUACAUAAUAUCGAAAGCUUUACAAAGCGAAGUCAAAUACGUAACCUUAAAAAUACCUCGAAAUUCACAAAAGAUAACUUGUCUAUAAUUUAUGAUAAGUUCUACACUGCGCAGUUCUACGGGUCGCAAAAGAGUACGCGUACCGACAGCCGAAUGGAUCUAAAUACUUUUUAUCAGUUUAUGGGGAGUGUUGCCUCCUGGGCGAAAAUGGACGACGGAGAGCUAACGAAUGGUGAGGAUGUACGUGAUCGUCAUGGCCGUCGAAUAGUAGGCCAUCAAUUUAUCAUCAAAUUGUUUACGCACUUUGAUAAAUCCAACAAUGGCGGGAUUUCACUGCAAGAUGCAGUUGUCGGGUUAGCAGGGAUUCUAUUCACAGAUAUGAUGGGAACAAUCGAGUUGUUCUUUAAACUACAUGAUGUUGAUCAAGAUGGAAAUCUGUCAAAGGAGGAAGUGUUACAGAUGGGAGAAAGUCUGUUGUUCAUUUGUAGGGAAAGAGAAGACGACGGUCACUUAGGAUCAGUGUCGAAUUUUAUCAGAAGGGCUUUUGAGUAUGCUGACGUCAAGUCCGAAGAGUCUGUAUUCAAUUCAUCGCUGCAAACCCCUGCAGCAAUUCCUUCUCCAACAUCCGCUCCAGAUCUUCUACUUUCACUUCCCUCGUUCCGUAUGGUCGUGCUUGCUGAUGAGUAUUUGGAACAUUUCUUCGACCACGGAUUUGCUUCUUCGAUCAAUCUCUCUGAACCAGUUGAAGAACGAUCGAAAGGGCUCAGUAGGGAGAUAUUCAAUGCGUUGUUCGCUGAAGGGAAAAAUCUGGCUGAGAAAGGGGCGGAAGAGAGUGAAGAGUUAUUGAACGAGAAAAUGGAUGGUAACGGCACCCAUGAUAGUAACGAGUUUAUCAACGAUAGGGCAAGAGAUAGAUCAAGUAGUAUUGGAGAUGGGGAUGAUGAAAAUUUGCUUGACGAAUUUGACAAGCUUUUGAACAGUAUGGAAAUUAAUGUAUUGGUUUCGGUAUUUCCAGUAGCUGAUUUAGAUGCUGGACAGUCAUCUAAUGGACCGUCUGAAAAUGAACAUGAUUUGGACAAACUUCUUGCCGGGAUGUGA
Molecule: messenger RNA, 3372 nt
Organism: Paraglomus brasilianum
Lineage: Eukaryota; Fungi; Glomeromycota; Glomeromycetes; Paraglomerales; Paraglomeraceae
Source: the annotation of a GenBank genome assembly